This is a messenger RNA of Punctularia strigosozonata HHB-11173 SS5, 5599 nucleotides long. RefSeq lists its product as uncharacterized. Gene Ontology annotation, cellular component: RQC complex; cytosol. Lineage: Eukaryota; Fungi; Basidiomycota; Agaricomycetes; Corticiales; Punctulariaceae. Gene Ontology annotation, molecular function: ribosomal large subunit binding; ubiquitin protein ligase activity; zinc ion binding. The transcript is spliced from 19 exons. The record is from RefSeq and is a predicted model, not a curated record. Gene Ontology annotation, biological process: ribosome-associated ubiquitin-dependent protein catabolic process; rescue of stalled cytosolic ribosome. Bases 29 to 5371 code for a protein of 1780 amino acids.
CGACUGACUCCAUUCACCUCCGUCUUCCAUGGUCAAAAGCCACGGCAAAUCCUCCGCGACCUCCGGCACGCGCAAAAAGCACGCGCGCAAAGCCGCCGGCGAGCCACUUCCCCUACCGCUGCCCAAAGACGGCGGCAAGGGGAGCAAGAAGGACAAGAAAAAGAACGCAAAGAACGAGCCGCGGAAGAAGGUCUACAUCCCGCCCGUGAAGCCCGCACCGGUGCGCCCGGAUCCGCUCGACACCCUCGGGCUAGCGCACACGCUCCCGCCGGAGCUGCUCGUCCCGCUGCGCAAUCUCCGGAAGAAGGACGCGGUGACGAAAGCGCGCGCUCUUGAGGACCUGCAAGCAAACUGGGUUGAUGUCGCGCGCAAGCGGGCGGAGGUGACGGCGGUGAUCGUCGAGAUGUUGCCCGUGUGGCUGCAUCACCUGCCGUCACUGCUCACCAGCGCCUCACGCCGCGUCCGCCUCCUCGCGGCCGGCCUGCACGACUCGCUCCUCCGCCUCCUGCCCGCGUUCGACGCGCUCCUGUUCUUCUUCCGCGAGGCCGCCGCGCCGGAUCAUCUCGAGGCGCUCCUCGGCACCUGGUGCGCCGCAACGCACGACGUGGACCGACAGGUCGCGCUGCAGGCCUCCCGCUCUUGGGCACACUUCGUCAGCGCAUCUUCCUCUGCGGCUAAGCAUUUGGACGACGGGGUAUAUGCGUCUCUUCUCGCGUGGACCACGAAGGUGGUGCUCGAUCCGGGCGGCGCGCACGCGUACCUGAAUCCGGUCUCGUCCGUCGCCCCGUCUGAGGCGGCUAGCCCGGUGCCGCAGAGGGGCCAGCAGCAGAGGAGAGGACAGCAAGGAUCCGGGAGAGCGGCGCAGCAGCGCCCUGGGACAUUGACCCCCACUACUGAAGGCACAAGAGCGAAGAGCGAGGCGGAUGAGGAGAAGGGGCAGGAUCGGGACGCGAGGUUGCGCAUCGGUGGGCUCGGCGCGCUGGGAUGGAUCAUCAAUUCGAGGCUGACGGUGGCACCUGCGCCGGAGAGGCUUCCCGAGCCUGAUGUGCAGGACUCAGACCACGAGGGCAAGGAUGACCCGGUGAAACUCGCCCACGACCUGCUUUCCAAUCCUGCAUUGUGGACGGCCCUCUAUCACGGCCGGCAGUCACCCGCUCUGGACGACCAUGAAGACCUCGUCGCGUUCGGCUUCGAGCAACCAGGCGUCAGGCGGGCCGCUUGGGGCUUGCUCAGCGUUCUCCUCCGGUCGGCUAAGCAUGAGGUGGAGUCGUUGCUGCCUGUGCUCAGCCCCGCCCUCUUGCGAGCCGCGUGGACUGAGCCGGACGCGUUGGUCAGGGCUGCGAUGUGGGAGCCGUUGCUCGUCUUCCUGCAAGGCUUCCCGCAGGCGUGGCUCAUCGAAGCCUCACCGGCCCCUCGUCAGCACGAUGUUAAUUCUGACUCGGGUUCUGAUGAUGACGACGGCGAGCAUGACGUCGCGGAGACAAAUGGGCACACCCCUUCUCCGUCCCCGUCGCGCACGUGGAUCGAGUUCCUCCAGUUCCUUGCCCUCGGCUGUUCCGGCUCGCCUUUACAGGGCUACCCUGUCGUUGUCCUUGUGCUCUCCACAAUCCCGCCGAGCCUCCUCCGCGCCGAACACGACGGGAACGAGCCCUUUUCCGAGCUCUUCACGGCCUUCUGGGCUGCACUCGACGGGGGGGCGCUCGUGGGCGCGGAACGACAGAAAUCAUCCGCCGCGUUCAUCGGCGCGCUGCUGGAGUGCAUCCUCUUCCUCUCCCGACGCGCACUGCGGGAUGGUGAGGGCAACUCCGCCGAGUUGGCUAGGGCUCUGGUGGCGACACAGUUUGGCGCGCUGGGACGGGCGCUGGUGCAGGAGAGGCGGUUGAGGGUGGAUCUGGGCGCAGUCGGGCAGACGGUGGGCAAGGCAUUGGUGGCAUUGGAUCAUAUGCACCACGAUCUCUUUGACGUGGCGUGGCAGGCGGCGAUUGUCGAACCGGGUCGGGCGAGCGAGCCUGGGACGGUAUUCCCGAUCUUGCUUCCGUUGCUGCUUUCGUUCAGGGAGCAGUUCGAGGAGGAGGCACCACCCAUGGCGGCGUGCCGCGACGCGGUGCUGCAGCUGUCGGGUGUUGUACUCGGUAGGCUCAUGGCAGAUGGUGCAGGAGAUACUGUCGCGGACAUCAUUGCGCUAGAAGAGCUGGUGCGCCUGUUCGCGGACGUGCUGUUUGCAGAGUCUGACUCCGCUUCUGUGGACAACGCCGUGCAGAGUGCGGUAGCGAACCGCCUCGCGGCGUCCGUGCAGCUGCUCCUCACCUACAUCGCACGACGGAACGACGCCGCGGCGGUGUCGAAGGCGUGGAACGCGGCGUUAUCAUCGAUGGUCUCCUACCCACAGGCGUCCUCCGCGGCGCUCUUUCCGCUGUUUGACGCGGCACGGUCGGGGAAGCUGCCGUCGUGGCUCAAACCUGAAGGCGUGGGGUUGGCUUCAGUUGUCGAAUCAGCGCUAUCACAGGCGCUGGAGGGUUCGGAGGCAGAUCUGGACUUCCUGAAACUGUUGCUGGUGGCCCCUGAUCACUUCGUACCCGAGGACGCAUGCGCUACCUUCGUGGACGCCAUUUCAGCAACCUUUGUGGAACGAUACGAACGCGCUCUGCACGGUACCAAGACCGAUUCAUCGGAGCUGAGUGCACCGUUGCAGCUGUUGCACCCUUUGCUCGUCAGCAAACCGAAACUGGUUUCGAUUGCUCACGUAACCUUGUUUCGGGAUGUGUUCGUGGUUGGGCACGUGCUGUCCGGGUUGGACGAGGCGAAGCACGCGCGCGAGUUGUGGGGGUGCUGGUGGAGCAGGGCCUCAGAAGACAGGAAGGUGGAGACUGUACGGUCCAUCAAGGACGCUAUGCAUGCCCUUCUCGUUGAUACGGCAUCCACAGUCCGGGCUCAAGAAGUCCUGUUAGCGGCUCAGACGCAUGCGCAGACGCUGAACCUGCGGCUCUUCGAAGACAUAUUCCCGUCUCGCGCCGAACUCGACGCAAUGUUGGGCCGCCUGCCUGCGACCCCGUUGCACGUGAGCCUUGGCGUCGUCGAUCCCUUGGUACCUCCGAAUAUCGAUGAGGAAGAAGACUCCAUCUACUCCCCUUCCUUCGAUGUGGACGGUUUCUCGUCCUAUGCGCGGGUCGUCUCGGCCUUGCUGGAUGCCAUGUCUGAGGACCGGCAGCUUGCACGUACGAACAUUUGGGCGCUCCGGCACCUGCUCGCUCUCGGGGUGUAUGCGCACGACGCUCUAAGGGUCCCUGGUGGACGGAGCCCAGUAUUCUCCUCUACCAUCUCGUCUAUCACCAUCCAGAACCUGGCGACGGGGAUAUCGCGGGUUUCAGCAUACCUCCUCUCGCCGGUGACCUCUGACGACGCUGCAUUUGCGAACAUCCUGGGCACCCUCUUGGACACGAAACCUUCUCCCGCGUUGCAGCCCGCCGAGGCUUUCGUCGUGGACCUUAUCAAGCACUCGCAAGACCAUGAUAACCCGCGGACGUCCCGUAUUGUGUACCCAGUCGUACACCACGUUCUCAGCGGCUCUGAUAAGCCCCACGCGGAGCAAUGGGUGCAGAUAUUACGCAAGAUGGAAAAGCAAGCUCCGGAAUCUUCGCUAGCUAUCCUCUUUGCUGUUGCUCAAUCGGGACUAGAACCUACUCGCCUAGACCGAUACCGCAACGAGCUAGCGGCUGAGCUCACUGGCGUGCCGCCCUCUAAAGCCGCCACGACGGGCCUGAAAUAUCUUCGCCGACUUCAUAUGACGAUUCCGAACCCCGACUCAGAUGUGGCCUUCCUUCCUCAACCGCGUGCCGUUAACCUCGUGAAGUCGUUCCAAAAGUGGGUAGCCGACGCUGAUGAUGACGACGAAGACGGCGUGAACGAGGAGGUGGAAAGCGUAAUGACGGACAUCUUCGUCGCUCUCGCCCCGAUCUUGCAAAAUGUGUCCGGAUCUCAUUGGGACUUCAUGUUCGACGUUGUCGAGAACAAUCUUGAGAACUGUUCCUUGGCUGAGGAAGAGACGCUAACGCUGCUCGCCAGAAGUCUUAGAUUUGUCUCGACCAUACUAGAGCUCGUUACUAGCAAUAAGCAACUGAAAGCGGUGUGGAAUGAGCGACAAUCGGCUGUGCUUGUCCUCAUACGCAACAUAGUAGCCAUGCGCUUGCCUGCUGACAAGAAAGCUUCCGUGCCCCUCUCGACGUGUCGUGAACUGGCGCUUUCCAUUGUCCAGGACUUACCGGCGUCUCUCAUCCAGCAGGAUACGUUGCAGUCGAUGUGUCAUCUAGUUAUGGAUCCGUCUACGGAUGUCCAGAAGAUGUCCUAUCAACUACUUCAAGAAGCCGCUCGGAAGCGAACAGAGUUCCUAGUAGUCGAGGCUGGCGUCGAUACCGAAGGGACGUUCAAAGCAGAGCUUCCUCAGGAACUGGUCAUUCUCCUCUCGAGCGUCGCAGGAGGCGAUGGUCCUGAGGAGCAGAAUCGCUUUGGCUAUCUUCUAGCUUGGAUGCUUGCGUUCGAUUUGUUCACGGAUGCCUCGCUGAGAGUCAAGGCGGGCUACAUCGAGCAGUUGCGCGAUCUUGACAUCGUCGCAUCACGGCUUCUCCCUGCGAUCUUUGAACUGCUUCAGGUAUACUCUGGCCUCCCGAAAGCUUUCAAACUUGGGAUGUGGGCGGUCGAGAACUACUACGUCGAUCUGUACGACCCCAGCACACAUAUCAGCCUGCAGGUCCUUGCCGCUCACGUCUACUACCGGGCACUACUGGUUGUGCCUUCUCUGAUCCGCACCUGGGUCAACGACUGCAAGGACCGGACGCUUUCGCGCACGAUCACAACAUAUACAUCGACGCACUUCUCGCCGGUACUCCUCGAAGCGGAGCUUACGCAUAUCAAGGAGUCGAAAGCGGCCUCGGACAUCGUCGACGAGAACCUCACGAUCAAGGUCGCCAAGUCCGUCAACGAGGUGACGGCCUCGUUCGCUGUGGACGAGCACCAGCUCGAGCUUACACUGAAGCUGCCGUCCGACUGGCCUCUGCAUGGCGUCGAGAUCAAAGACGAGAAGAGAAUCGGCGUAUUGGAAGACCGGUGGAGAUCGUGGGUGUUAGGCGUGUUCGCGCUCUCACAGAACGGUAGCAUCAUAGAGGGCCUCAGGCUCUUCAUGAAGAACGUCGCCGGUCAUUUCGAAGGGCAGGUCGAAUGCGCUAUCUGCUAUUCUGUCAUUAGUCCUCUGGACGGCAGUCUACCCAGGAAGCCGUGCAGGACAUGCAAAAACAAAUUUCAUGCAGGAUGUCUAUACAAGUGGUUUAAUUCGAGCCACUCAUCAAGCUGCCCGCUCUGCCGGUCCGAUAUAUUCUAACCGAAUAAAACGCACAGGAAACGCAAAUGUAGCAUCAGCAUCGUGUAGCCCUACUCUUAUUCUCUUUACACCUCAUCACUCUCGACUGCAAAUGGAAAGGUCUUCGCGUGAGUUCAUUGAGCUGGUGGUAAACAUAGUCGUAGUCCACGUCGCGACACGGUACCGCAACUCACCCUGUCCCCAUUCCACUAGCUACACCGCGCACACAACGACGCGUGCUAACUCCCC